Messenger RNA from Coregonus clupeaformis (lake whitefish), 1639 nucleotides. RefSeq names its product methylosome subunit pICln-like. NCBI's taxonomy places the organism in Eukaryota, Metazoa, Chordata, Actinopteri, Salmoniformes, Salmonidae. The transcript has 7 exons. The coding region runs from base 621 to 1376 and encodes 251 amino acids. Gene Ontology annotation, cellular component: pICln-Sm protein complex; cytosol; plasma membrane. The record is from RefSeq and is a predicted model, not a curated record. Gene Ontology annotation, biological process: chloride transport; mRNA cis splicing, via spliceosome; spliceosomal snRNP assembly.
GUCGUCACUAUUUACCACAACCACAAAGUCAUACACCUCGCUUAUUUCGACUAUUUAUCUUAACAUUUGAUUUGAAACCUUACGUUAACCACACGUAACAUUAUGCCUAACCCUAACUCUGAGCUAUAAUAAGACCCCUAACCUUAAAUUAAGACCAAAAAGCACAUUUGAGUUCUUUUUUUGAGCCAUUUUGUACUUUGUGACUGUGGUAACUAGUGCAAACCAUUUUCUUGGCGGGGGAUGCGGAGUAGUUACCGCUGAGGUAUAAUAAGAACGGUAACUUUAGCUCCUAGCUAGCAGUGAAAGCAGCGUGGGGAGCUGGAUCGAGUAAAUACUACCGAGCAAGCAAGUGGCACUAACGUUUCUGGGGAAUGUCUACUGAAUAAAUCUAACUAACGUUAACUCUUCAGGCUAUCGAUAGCUAGUUAACUAGCUAUAUCGUCUUCGUGUUUGUCUUGCCUGCACAGACGUCUAGCUAUCCGUUUAUGUUCACCAGAGUUAAAUAGGCAGCUUUGGGAAACGAAAUAGCCAGCCAGGUCAUAGAAGGGCAGUGUUGUUGACAGCUCCGGACCGACCCAAAAUAUUGUUCUCUCUGCCGUCAUCUCCAUCAGUUUCCGAGGAUGGUUCUGCUAAGGAGUGUCCCUCCACCCAGCGAGGGAGUCCGGCAUGAACAAGUCGAGACCACGGCGGUGUUGGACGGGAAGGGUCUCGGCGCAGGGACACUCUACGUUGCUGAAACGCGGUUGUCAUGGUUUGACGGUUCAGGGAUGGGCUUCUCUCUAGAGUACCCCACUAUCAGCCUGCACGCCAUCUCACGAGACCUCAGCGCCUACCCACAGGAACAUCUAUACGUCAUGGUCAAUGCCAAACUCAAUGUGUGUGUCUGUGGGUGUUCCCCAGAUGAGAACGAGGCAGAGAUGCAGGAGAAUGCCCAUGAUGAGGAGGAUGAGGAUAAGAGCAGUGAGGAAGAUGAGUCUGAGGGGAUCACAGAGAUCCGCUUCGUCCCUAGCGACAAGGCAGCAUUGGAGUCUAUGUUUUCAGCGAUGUGUGAGUGUCAGGCCCUGCACCCAGACCCAGAUGACGAAGAUUCCGACGGGGACUUUGACGGAGAUGAGUACAAUGUGGAGGAGGCAGAGCAUGGUCAGGGUGAUAUCCCGUCAUUCUGUACAUAUGAGGAGGGUGUGUCGGGCCUGACGGCUGAAGGCCAGGCCACUCUACAGAGACUGGAGGGCAUGUUAGCUCAGUCUGCCGCUAACACCUUUCACAUGGCUGGGGUCCGCACUGAUGAGGCCAAUGGAGAGUUUGAUGAUGGGAUGGAGGUGGAUGCAGGGUCGACGGUGGCCGGACAGUUUGAAGAUGCAGACGUAGACCACUAGUAAUAUAUCAUUACGUUGUAAUUAUCGAUGGAACUCAACUCUACUGCCAGUCAAAGCACUUGUGGUACAUUGUGGGAUAGGAGGAGAAUACAACCUCUCCACUUCCUGUCCCCAACGCAUCAUUUUCUGUUCGUCUCCACACACAGAAUUCCUCUCUUGUGUUUUGUACCUGAAGACCAGUUGUACUGUGUUUUCCCCAACUGGGAGCAGUGUUGUCUUUGUAUGAAAUCUCUUCAAUAAAUAAAUAGUUUUUGUAUGAAGAA